Molecule: messenger RNA, 2018 nt
Organism: Punica granatum (pomegranate)
Lineage: Eukaryota; Viridiplantae; Streptophyta; Magnoliopsida; Myrtales; Lythraceae
Source: RefSeq, a predicted model, not a curated record
AGAUAGGAAGUAGGGCUAUGUUUAUGCACUUACCAAAGUAUAACAUAGCAGGAAAGAAGAGAGAGAACGAGAAGUUCAAAGCUCGUUCCUUCGUCUUCUUUCUCGUCACGGUCACCAGCGCUCUCUCUCUGUUAAACCCGCUGUCCGGGUAGCAGAGUUUUGAAUCCUAGUUGCAGCGCAUAGUAAUUGGAGAGGGAGAGUUUGAAGGUUGGCAGUGGAGAUGGACAAUGGAGGAGGGAACUCUCUGCCCUCGGGGGCUGACGGGGUCAAGAGAAAAGUCUGCUAUUUCUAUGACCCAGAAGUGGGCAAUUACUACUACGGGCAAGGGCACCCGAUGAAGCCCCAUAGGAUCAGAAUGACUCAUGCCCUGUUAGCACACUACGGUCUUCUCCAGCAUAUGCAGGUCCUUAAGCCCUUCCCGGCAAGGGACAGAGACCUCUGCCGAUUCCAUGCGGAUGAUUACGUCUCAUUCCUUAGGAGCAUAACCCCUGAGACGCAGCAGGACCAACUCAGGCAGCUGAAGCGGUUCAACGUCGGGGAGGACUGUCCAGUCUUCGACGGGCUCUACUCUUUCUGUCAGACUUAUGCUGGUGGGUCUGUCGGUGGGGCUGUUAAGUUGAAUCACGGUCUUUGUGAUAUUGCCAUCAACUGGGCUGGUGGGCUGCACCAUGCUAAGAAGUGUGAGGCUUCGGGAUUUUGCUAUGUCAACGAUAUUGUCCUAGCCAUUCUAGAGCUUCUUAAGCAGCAUGAGCGUGUUUUAUAUGUGGACAUUGACAUUCACCAUGGAGAUGGUGUGGAGGAGGCCUUCUACACAACCGACAGGGUUAUGACCGUUUCAUUCCAUAAGUUUGGAGACUACUUUCCUGGAACUGGGGAUAUUCUUGAUAUUGGAUAUUCCAAGGGGAAAUUCUACUCCCUAAAUGUCCCAUUAGAUGAUGGGAUUGAUGAUGAGAGCUACCAUUAUUUAUUUAAACCCAUUAUUGGGAAAGUGAUGGAAGUCUUUAAGCCUGGUGCUGUGGUUCUUCAAUGCGGGGCUGAUUCUUUGUCUGGUGACCGAUUGGGAUGCUUCAACCUUUCAAUUAAAGGCCAUGCAGACUGUGUGAGAUUUAUGAGAUCAUUCAAUGUGCCACUGUUGUUACUCGGUGGUGGCGGCUAUACCAUUCGAAAUGUUGCUCGUUGCUGGUGUUAUGAGACAGGGGUAGCCCUUGGAAUGGAAGUUGAUGACAAGAUGCCUCAGCAUGAGUAUUACGAAUAUUUUGGACCAGACUAUACUCUUCAUGUUGCCCCAAGCAACAUGGAGAAUAAGAAUACACGGCAAAUGUUGGAGGACAUAAGGUCAAAGCUUCUUGAUAAUCUGUCAAAGCUCGAGCAUGCACCAAGUGUCCCUUUCCAGGAACGGCCCCCUGAUACCGAGAUCCCAGAGGCUGACGAAGAUCAGGAGGAUCCAGAUGAAAGAUGGGAUCCUGAGUCUGACAUGGAGGUUGAUGAAGAGCAGAAGCCACUACCAAGCAGAGUAAAGAGAGAACUAAUAGAACCUGAUGGCAAAGACCAGGACGGUCAGAAAGUAAAUUCAGACCACCCACGAGGUCUUGAUGCAGUUCCUGAGGAGAUUGCACCUGCAAAGGCGUCAGACGUAAGUGCCAUGGCAAUAGAUGAACAACCAGUGAAAGUCGAACAAGAGAACUCUGUGAAAGCAUCGGAUCAGAGCUACCCAAAGUAAAACUUAAUUUGGCACAUUUUGAAUGGCUAUGCAGUUAAAUUAUUCUCUUCAGAAGAGUACCAGCUGAAGGACUCAUGAACAGUGGCCCCGACCUGACCUUUUCGUAGAUUCACACAUUAUAGUGAUUGUGUAAAGCUGGAAAUGGAGGUGCUGUGAAACUGAUUGUACAACUCCUUCAAGUGUAAAACUGUCCCCAUCUCAGAUACCAAGUUGUGUUAUCAUCUUCGAUAUUUCAUUACCCAACUGUAGUUCAAUCAUUUUUGUUGACUGGAUAUACGAUGUUUGUCCUCUCUAGUUA